This is a messenger RNA of Mercurialis annua (annual mercury), 2487 nucleotides long. RefSeq names its product glycine-rich domain-containing protein 2. Bases 133 to 2409 code for a protein of 758 amino acids. The transcript is spliced from 8 exons. The record is from RefSeq and is a predicted model, not a curated record. Lineage: Eukaryota; Viridiplantae; Streptophyta; Magnoliopsida; Malpighiales; Euphorbiaceae.
CUCAAAAUACAUGUCUUUCACUUCAGUCUUUCUCUCAAAAAUAUUCUCCAGUCUCAGACAGACACAGAUACACAUUAAUUAAAUCUCAUGUCCUUAAUUUGACCACACUACAGUCGAACUGCUAAACCAACCAUGUCGCCGUCUCCGGCGGCGGCGACUCGCCACCGCACCGAGAUAUCGGACACAACAACACUCAGCGAAAUUUCAGAAGUGGACACUGUACGACUCAGCUUAGAUCUUGUCUCUGCUGCUAAACGAAAUAUUGUGUUCUUGAAAGCUGUGAGUGAGUCACAGUGGCUUCACGAGAAAGCUUGUGCUGUUGAAGCUAUCAGAAGAUAUGAAGAGCUAUGGAUGCCGUUGAUUUCUGAUCUGACGGUGGGAUCAACUCCUCCUAUGAUUCUUCCUCCACUUGAUAUUGAGUGGGUUUGGUUCUGUCACACUUUGAAUCCAGUGAGUUACAAACAAUACUGCAGUGCAAGAUUCUCAAAACUAAUAGGGAAGCCAGCAAUUUUUUAUGAGGAAAAUGAAGAGUAUGCAUUGAUGAGAUGUGAAGAGUAUUGGAUGAAUAGAUAUCCAAAUGAUUCAUUUGAGAAUGAAGUUGAUUUGAAAUCAGACCAAGUUGUUGAAAAUGAAGAUUUAUUUAAUGAAGUGAUGAAACAUAGAUAUUUAUAUGUUAAAUUAUCAUUGCCAUAUAUGAGUGAGCUUGUGUAUUUAAUAGCAGCUAGAAAAAGAUACAAGGGAUUUUUGUAUUUAUUGCAGAGAUUCAGUGAAGGGUGUUCUAGAAGUGUUCCUAGUUUGGAUAUCUUGCUAAUGUUGAUAACUCAUCAGAGUUAUGCAACAGUGUAUGCAGAGGAUAUGAAGGAGAUGGAGGCUGAGAUGAUGGAGAAGGUAGUGGGGAUAUGGGAGACUGUGAAAGACAAAGAGGUUGAAGAAACAAAAAGGAUAUGGGAAAAAGCAUUUGAUCAACCUUAUGAGAAAGCUGGUGGAGCAGUGGAUUUUCAUGGUCUUGCCUCAGUCAAGCCACCCAUGUAUUGGGAUGUAUCAGAUAUAGACGUCAAUACCAAAUACAAGUCCUUGUUGCCUAGGUUCUUGCUGGAAGUUUGUAUAUAUGUGAGGCUCAACUCUAAAAUUAAACCAGAAAAGGAUGAAAAAAGAUGCAGCUUUCUACGUCUGCGAAUGGUGAGAUGCCAUAGGGAAAUGAUGAUUGAUAAACCUGUUUCCAGUUUCUCCUCGGAUACCUGGAAUAAAGUUUCUCAACUCUAUUGUGAGUUUGGCACCAAAGGACUAAUGCUCGAGUUUCAUAAACAAGGUAGCGGUUUCUUUAAGUCAAGCAAAGUAGAAGGCUCGGCUAUGUUCCUCUGGAAUGACUUGUUGCGAGCAUAUUCUCUUAAUCUGGAAAGAGAAAUUGAUAGGCAAUUCAGGAUUGUUGUAUCAAUAACUCCUCCUGUUCAAGCGCCAUACUUGUUGAAAUGUGUUCCGGACAGAGUUACAGAUGAUUCAGGGGCUAUGAUAUCAGAGGUGAUUCUGAAAAUGAACCACUACAAGCCUCAGGAAGGUCGGUGGCUGUCCCGUACAGUUCUUGAUCAUGCAGGGAGAGAGUGUUUUAUAGUUCGAACAAGAGUUGCAGGAGGGUUUUGGAGGAGAGGAGGAGAAAGGCCAACAGCCGUGAAAUGGGAAGACAGGAUCAUAGAGGUACGAGAAGGUUCUUGGAAAUAUGUUGCCGGUUCAAUCGGUAGAGCACCUGAGAAAGUAGUAGGAACAGCAACACCAAGAGAGCCUCCGGAAAAUUCGCAAGCUUCAUGGUGUUUCUCAACCGGAGACGAAUUAUUGAUAAGUUGGCAAUCAUCAUCGACAUCAUUAUCCGGCAUAACGUUAUCUUUAACAAAUCAGGCAUCUUCUGAUUCAACCAUGAAGUUGUUAAAAGGGCGUAAAAUGCAAUACAAAGUAGACAACGAGGAAGAAAAAGAAGAUGAAGCGGAUUUUGUGACAAUUAUUCGAUACACGGAAGAUAAUCCAACAGGAAGAGCAACAGCUCUUCUGAAUUGGAAGCUGCUGUUAGUUGAAGUAUUACCAGAGGAGGAUGCAGUUCUGGCAAUUCUGAUAUGCAUUUCGAUUCUCAGAAGUGUAUCAGAAUUGAGAAAAGAAGAUUUAGGAGGCUUGCUUACGAGAAGGAGAGUAAGAGAAGCAAAGACGGGUGGUAGAGAUUGGGGUUCUGUUGUUCUUCAUCCGUGUUCUUUGUCGCCAUCAAUGGCUUCACCGUACGUGAAGCCCUGGUAUUGGAAUGCAAAGUCUGUUAUUACAUCAGAUGUUGUACAAAAUUUAUCAAAACAAUCGGCUGCUAGUUCUUCACAAGUAGAAGGUGGUGAUAAAUUGUAUAAGCAAGGGAUUAUCACCACAGGACAUGUUUAACAUUUCUGUAUCAUUUUUUUAGCAGAAAUGUAAAGAGUACACACAAUUUGCAUUACAAAAAAACACAUUGCAUAGAUA